Molecule: messenger RNA, 1611 nt
Organism: Fonsecaea erecta
Lineage: Eukaryota; Fungi; Ascomycota; Eurotiomycetes; Chaetothyriales; Herpotrichiellaceae
Exons: 7
Coding region: 1-1611 (536 amino acids)
Biological process (GO): carbohydrate transport; transmembrane transport
Cellular component (GO): membrane
Molecular function (GO): carbohydrate:proton symporter activity
Source: RefSeq, a predicted model, not a curated record
AUGGGCUUGUUCAAGCGUGGCACUGGGAACGCGGCAGACGCCUCGCACUCCGCCAAGGCGAACACGUACAACUUUUCUGUGGUCUUCUUCAGUGCCUUAGGGUCAUUUACGUAUGGAUACAAUUCAUCCAUUAUCGGUUCCGUCUUUGGCUUGCCCGCAUUCUGGGCCUAUUUUAAUAUUUCUCUGACUGGACCGAAUGCUAAGCAAGGAAACGAUAUCAUUGGCGCUGCCAAUGGUCUAUUCGCUGGGGGAGGCAUCAUUGGUGCUCUCAUUGUCAACUGGAUACUCAACAGACUCGGGCGUUGCAGGUCCAUUCAGAUAGUCUGUGCCCUCUGCGUUAUCUCGGCCGCGAUCCAAGGGGGUGCGGUUCACAUUGCCAUGUUUCUGGUCGGACGCUUUCUGAAUGGUGUGGGUGUCGGGAUGAUGCAAGUCACCGUGCCUGCGUACAUGUCGGAGUUGUCACCUGCAAAGCAACGAGGUCGAAUGACGGGCUCACAUGGGGUUCUGAUUGUCUGCGGCUACGGAUCCGCCGCAUUCACCGGUCUGGGCUGCUAUUUUGCAGCGCCAGAAGUGCAGUGGCGACUAUGCCUCAGUCUGCAGGUUGUAGCGCCUCUGAUCCUCCUCUCCGGCUCGCCUUGGUUGCCCGAAUCUCCUCGUUGGCUCAUUUCAAAGAGCAAAGAGAGGCAGGCGCUCGAAAUUCUCCAAAAACUUCACUCUCGACCAGAUGAUCCGGCAGGUCUCGCAGCCAAAGAGGAAUUCUACCAGAUCUCCAAGCAGAUCGAGCUGGAGAACGCAACUGGUGUUCACGGAAUCUGGGGCAUGCUCAAGCGCGCUUCGUAUCGCAAGCGAAUAUACUCAGGCCUGCUGGUGCAAUGCGCAGCCCAGAGCACCGGCGUCUUAGUCAUCAACAACUACCAAGUCCUCCUGUACAACAAUCUCGGCCUGUACGGCUGGCUUCCUCUGCUCCUUUAUGCUAUAUAUACAUCGUGGGCUGCAUUUAUGAACUGGAUCAAUGCCAUGCUCCUCGACCGACUUGGCCGCAUUCCCAUCAUCACCUUUGGGCUGACUGGCUGCAUUUGCAUGAUGAUCGUCGAGACUGCUAUGGUGGCGACUUAUGCGGGAACGCCAAACAAGGGCGGCAACGCCGUGGGUGUCUUGUUCUUGUUUCUGUUCGUGACGUUCUAUGGAGGCAGCCAGGACGCCAGCAGCUACGUGUACUGCAGCGAAAUCUUCCCAACCGGCGUACGAGCCCACGGACUAGGCACCUCGAUUGCAGGCCUUUUUGCAUCGACAUUGCUCUACACCGAGGUCGCACCAACCGCAUUUGCCGACAUUGGCUGGAAGUACUACCUCGUCUUUAUCAUCGUUCCCGCGGCCUGCCUUCCAUUCUUGUGGCGUCUGCCAGAAACCAAUGGGCUCUCGCUUGAGGAGAUUGCUGCAAAAUUUGGGGACGAGGUUGCCGUUGACCUCUCACAUCUGGACGAGGAGCGCCGGCGCGCUCUUGACGAACGCCUCAUGGCAGUUGGGGUCGAUAUUACUGGGUCACCACCAAACGGGGGCGAGGUCGAGACUAAAGAGACUGUCAUGGCCAAGCAUCACGAGGCUGCGUGA